CGUUUUAUUUAAACAAAAGCACGUUGUCCGCUAGUGUGUCCCAAUUACUAGUCAAAAAUCCACUAAACUCCUAUUGUUUUUUAUAAAAAAUUCCAAAAACUUUCCAUAUUUGUAAGCCUCUUCUAUUUGUCCACAACUCGCGGCUUGUGCAAAAGGUCUGACAACUGUCUUUACCAAAGAAGAGUCAAAGUAAAUACAUUUUUGGCGGUUGGAAAAAAAAGAACGUUAAGAUUUAGACUAAGACCUAUAAAAGGGGGUACUUGGAACUGAAAAGUUAUAGUGCUCCAGUUACACAGCUCAAGAUGUGUUCCAAACUCACCCUGGUCUUGGGCUUAGUGGCUCUAAUCGCGGCUGUAUACGCUGCCGAUGAUCCAACAUCUCCACCUUCACCAACUUCUCCAACUUCUCCAGAUUCUCCAACUUCUCCAACAUCGCCGACUUCUCCAACUUCUCCAGAUUCUCCAACUUCUCCCACUUCGCCGACUUCUCCAACUGCUGAAGAUGUUACAACCACCACUCAAGCCUCGACUACAACCUCUACCACGACAUCGAAGGGACGCAAGCGCCGAAGGAUCCGCAUCCGCAGAAUCGUUCGCAGGAGGCGUGGGGGCCAUAGAGGACGAGGACGACGAAUCCGUGUAGUCCGUCGAUUCCGUGAAGGUAACUUCGAAGGUCGCCAGGAGCGCAGACUCGAACGCGUCGUCUAA
Messenger RNA from Drosophila elegans, 707 nucleotides. RefSeq names its product protein new-glue 3. The record is from RefSeq and is a predicted model, not a curated record. Lineage: Eukaryota; Metazoa; Arthropoda; Insecta; Diptera; Drosophilidae. The transcript has a single exon. The coding region runs from base 303 to 707 and encodes 134 amino acids.